CUCAAGUAAAACAGUUGUAUUUCUUAUCUUUACUUCUCCUUAAGUAUAUAUAGUUAUACCACCUUUAUGACCUCGGCAGUCUGCACUACAUAAAACUGUGCGAGAUUAGUUGUAUUGUCUUGUACUGCUAAAAGUGAAUGUUGUAAAUAAAGAAGUAGAGAAGGCACAAGUAGAGUUUGGGAAUUAUAUUGUUGCAUUCGAAUUCCUCGUAGUUCCCAAAUAAGUCAGCACUUCUGCCAUAUAAUUAGAAGAUCUACAUGAAUUGACUUCCUACAUCUUAUAAGAUGAUCCUCUUCCAGGUUUUGUCUUAGAGAGCACGAGCAGGCACUUCGCUAACUGUGUCUGUGCAUGGAGGUAGAUAUAAUGGCGUGCCAAAACCUAAGCCAGAGUCAGCGUCAGAUAUCGCCGAUCUUUCUUAUCUUAUCAGCUGAUAGAAAGAAACUUGUAGUACUACAGACCUCCAAGCACUCACUGCGUUAGUAGAGUAAAUGUAACUAAGUACAUCUGUAUCUGAAUGCUUGAACCAUAAUCAUGGUUUUUUUCUUAGGUUUCGACUGCGUGAAAGAACGGACGUAGGGAGGCGUUUUAACAUACGGGAAGGGAGACGCUAUAAGAUACGGAUAGCAUCGAUCAUUGGCCGAACUACGCAGGACGCUCCUUACCAGGUAGAUACACUUCUUCACAAAUAGAACUAGCUACGCCUACGGAUGAUUGAAGUUGCUGCUGCAAAUUGAGUAUUGAUUAUGAUUAGUGGUCCCGUUUCCGAUUCCUGAUUAGCAUGUUCUUCAGAGUGAAUUUUUACUAUCACUCAUUCCCAUAAAAAAACUCCCACAGCAGGUGUUAAGUCAGCACUUCGAAGAAGACCGAGAAUUAAGCACGUCCGAAAGACCCAACGUCCGAAAUGACUUUUCUCUCGAAAUUUGCUUUAAGGCUUGGCCUACAACUAUGUGUAAAGAUAAUCAAUCGACGGAUCGUCAUCCUGCCUUGAAAGUUACAACUUGGCAUCCUUAUAGCCGUGGUAACGUGCACUAGUUAUAUUAGUUCCUUACGAGGAACUUGUGAUUAUAAAAGUCAAUUUUGUAAUUGUGAAUGUCUCUAAUUUCGCGAGUCGCGGCAGUGACUGGAGCUGUCCAGUCAGUCAGCCGUGAACAGAAGUCUCGAAACGAUGAAAAGGAGCAUGAAAUGGAUAACAGGCUCAUUGCGCAACGAAAGCAAGAACAAGAACGACAACGAGCGAAGCAGGCUCAACAGAUGCAGCAGCAGAAAGA
Messenger RNA from Amoebophrya sp. A25, 1268 nucleotides. NCBI's taxonomy places the organism in Eukaryota, Dinophyceae, Syndiniales, Amoebophryaceae. The record is from the annotation of a GenBank genome assembly.